Messenger RNA from Schizosaccharomyces japonicus yFS275, 1336 nucleotides. RefSeq names its product MAPK organizer 1 family WD repeat protein. The record is from RefSeq and is a predicted model, not a curated record. Lineage: Eukaryota; Fungi; Ascomycota; Schizosaccharomycetes; Schizosaccharomycetales; Schizosaccharomycetaceae. The transcript is spliced from 5 exons. Gene Ontology annotation, biological process: mRNA cis splicing, via spliceosome. Gene Ontology annotation, cellular component: cytoplasm; spliceosomal complex. The coding region runs from base 342 to 1235 and encodes 297 amino acids.
GUUGGAACGAAAUGAAUGACAAAAUGUUCAGCAAAUCUCCAACUGAGACGGAGGAGUACAUGAAUGAGCGAGAUAAUAUGAAUACCAAUAGUAAUAAGCAUUCUCUACUAAUUAUUUUUGGGCAACUACAUGUUUCCUUAAUAAUAACAACUCCUACAUAUUGCAUGUAGUUAUUUCAAUAUUACGCUCGUUUUCUCUUUAUCAAUCUCCUUACUCCUUCUUCAUUCUUCUGCGGAUCAUAUAGUAAACUUCUAUAUCAUUUCUCUACUCAUUCUAAAUCUCCUACAACAAACAGUCAAUUUCUUGUUGCACUGAACUACUGCUGGAUUUAAAAGUGUUUUAUGGGACUAGAACUUGUGAAUACUUUACAGACACCAACAAAAGAGGCCCUUAAUGUAGUUCGAUUCAAUACGACGGGAAAUUAUGUUCUGACAGGGGGGAACGACCGGCUCGUUCGUAUUUGGAACUCUUAUACGAAACUAUGUAUACGCGAAUUUCAAGGACACCUAAAAGAAGUACUCGAUAUCGAUGUAGUUGAUGACAGUAGCAAAUUCGCAUCCUGCGGCGGUGACAGAUCAGUCCUAUUAUGGGACGUAAUGACUGGAAAUGUUCUUCGGCGUCUAAGUGGGCAUUUGUCUCGAGUGAACACUGUUUGUUUCAACGAUGAUUACUCGGUGCUAGCAAGCGGUUCCUUCGAUUCCACAGUAAGACUGUGGGAUUGCAGAUCAACAUCCACCUUGCCCAUUCAAGUAUUAAAUGACGCUAGAGACAGUGUAGCUGCAGUAAAAAUCACCGGUCACUUUAUUCUCACUGGCUCGACAGAUGGAUGCUUACGAAUUUACGACUUGCGACAAGGAAAAUUAUCCACUGAUAUGCUUCAAGUGCCAAUCACUAGUCUUCAGCCAUUCGAAAAAAAACCAUCCGUUCUGGUUUCCACAUUAAAUUCGGCAAUUCACUCGGUUGAUGUUAGCUCGGGGGCAUAUCAGCACCAUUACACAGGUCAUGACAAUAAACAGUAUCGAGUACGUUCGUGUAUUACCACAGAUGAAAGCUGUGUAAUUAGCGGCAGCGAGUCAGGAAGCGUAUUUGUUUGGAACAGUGAAAAUGAGCAAUUGCUCUAUCAAUAUAAUGUAGCAAAUGAUGCUAUUGUAAGCGACGUCUGCUACCAUUCAACAAACAAACUAUGUGCUGCCCUUUCCAAUGGAGACGUCGCUGUUUUCAGUUUACAUAAAUAGAAUAUAUGAAUGCUUUUACACCCACCAAAAAAAAGUUAAGAUAUGUUGCCUUAAUUUCUUAGAAGGCUUUUAUAGUAAGAAAAUAUUGACAUAAUGUGGAA